GCCGUGUAGCCAAGUUGCGACUUGCACGGGCCACGAAGACUUCAUAAAUAAGAGGCAUGGACGACAAUUGCCAGACUUAGAGCUACCACCCGUGACCUCAGUUAGCAGACCCCUUCGCUCUCUUUGCCCUCUAGUCCCCGCCGGCCUAGCGGCCGGUGAUGGCCGUGGAAGUCGCCGGAACUCUCUUUCAUUGGUUCCAGCCGCCACUUCCUUCCGGAAGCUCUAUCUCCAACAAGGCCUUAGCCUUCGCAUUCUCAAAAAACACUCCCGGUCCAUCCAUUGCUCAUCACAGAGGUCAUAAAUCGUACUUCCUCGGAACUGCCAUUAUUCAUCGUUCUCAUCAAAGAAGAGCGGGGGAACGAAGAAGCAGAGCUCGAGUCCAUUGUAGCGCUAGCCUUGAUGGAUUCGGAUUCGUCGAUGAUGGCAAAGAUGACGAGGACGAAUUUGAGAAGAGGAUCAACGACUUUGCCUCGAAAUUUAAGAUGGAUGCUGAGUCUCGAAUGAUUCAAGACGCAGAGAUAAGUAAUAGCGGUGGUGAAUUCGCUCCUUCUUCUUCCCCUGUUUCUGGGCCGGUGUGCCCUUCCCUGCUUUCUAUUGCGUCUGAAAUACGAUCGAUGCGACCAGAUCUGGGGCCGGCCUGCGAUGGAUUCGAGCCUGAUAAGGUUCAGCUAAGAGCGAAUAGCUUCGAUCUUCCGCUCUCGCUCCGGAUUCUGAAGCGGAAGAAGAAGCAGUGGGAAUCGGCGGAGAUAGACGACUCCGCCUACUCCCCGGUGAAGAAGGCCUUCUCCUCGAUGGUGUUCAUCGUGCGCGAACUUCAGAGCCACACCAUUCGUAUGCGUGAAACCCUCUUCUCCUCAUCCAAACAACAGAUCCAGGGGAUUCUCGCCAGGGUCCACGAAGAGCUACACGCCUCCUUCGUUUGGCUUUUCCAGCGUAUAUUCUCCACCACUCCCACCCUCAUGGUCUAUCUCAUGCUCCUUCUUGCCAACUUCACAAUCUUCUCCAUCACCGACUACCAUGCCAACGCCAAAACCCCUACGCCGUCUAUCUCCUCCACCGUCCAAGAAUCCCACAGCCCGUCCUCCCGAUUGGAUUCUUCAGCAGUGAAAUCAUUUUCCGUAGGAAGAUCGGCCGCCGUCGGAGGAAGCGGAGGUGGUGGCGGGGGUAAGAAGGACCCGCCCGUCGCCGGCGCAGCCGACGAUGGACGGUGGGAUCGGUCAUCGUCUUCAUUCCAUAACAGUGGCACAAUUUCUCCUGAAGUAGCAUCCACGGCUUCGGCGAAAGAAGAGGAUGAUGAGAAGGCGUGGAAGAGGAUCGUGGAGGCGGCGGAAUGUAUUCGGGCGAGCGGGCGGCACGAGGCGCUCAUGGAUCCCGAUACGUUGCGGCGUUUCAUAUCGCCCGUUACGGUUGAGCUUGAGCCGGACGACUUAUCGGCAUACGCGGCGACGGAGCUGUCGUACCGGCGAGUUCUCGCCGAGGGCCUGGAUGAUCCUCUCCUUCUCUCCAAUUUUGCCCAGUUUCUCUAUGUUGUUCUCCGCGACCACGACAGGGCCGAGGAAUAUUUUAAGCGGGCGGCAGUGGCGGAGCCGGCGGAUCCGGAAGCUUUAUGUCGGUACGCGAAUUUCUUGUGGGUGGCGAGGAAAGAUUUGGGGGCGGCGGAGGAGACCUUCUUGGAAGCCAUUGAAGCAGAUCCCGGGAACAGCUAUUACUCUGCUAACUACGCACACUUUUUGUGGAGCACGGGCGGCGAGGACACGUGCUAUCCUCCCGAUGCUUGUGAUUCAUAACGGUCUCCACGAUUAAUAACAGGCGGGAAUAAGUAAGUGGGAAGAUCGCUUUAAAUAUUUACCGUUGUAUCUUCCUGUUUCUAAUUUUCUCUCUUCUUCUUCUUCUUCGUUUCUAAUGCUUCUCAAAUAAAUUUACGGAAAACAUAAUUUUGUAUA
Messenger RNA from Dendrobium catenatum, 1943 nucleotides. RefSeq lists its product as uncharacterized. Bases 159 to 1787 code for a protein of 542 amino acids. Gene Ontology annotation, molecular function: protein binding. The record is from RefSeq and is a predicted model, not a curated record. The transcript is spliced from 2 exons. Lineage: Eukaryota; Viridiplantae; Streptophyta; Magnoliopsida; Asparagales; Orchidaceae.